This is a messenger RNA of Pygocentrus nattereri (red-bellied piranha), 3523 nucleotides long. RefSeq names its product fidgetin. NCBI's taxonomy places the organism in Eukaryota, Metazoa, Chordata, Actinopteri, Characiformes, Serrasalmidae. The record is from RefSeq and is a predicted model, not a curated record. The coding region runs from base 262 to 1479 and encodes 405 amino acids. The transcript has 4 exons.
GCGCGUGUGGAAAUUCCAACAUGGCAGUGGGCGCGCGCCCUCUCCCCCGCGCUCCCGCGCACUCGGACGGGCUUCGGAGCGGCAGCGCGCUGCACUGAACACCAGCCUGAAGCUCGAGCUCCAUCCUCCUCCUCCUCCUCCUCCUCCUCUCGCGCAGCUGCACGCCUCAGCCGCCGCACGCUCUCCACAUGAACAGCGACAUGAUGAGCAGUGUAUAUGCCUCACACUCGUCCUCAGGCUGCGAGUUGACAAGGCGUGACAAUGCAGUGGACCCCUGAGCAACCACAGUGGGCGGAGCAACAUUAUGACAUCACGUCCACAACACGCUCACCGGCGCAUAAGUUUGAAGCUUUCCGGGGGCAAAGGUUAACAAGUUCGUCUUCUGCUAGGGUAUAUCAGCACUCGUGGGCGAAUGAUGACAUUUCAGCCCUGACUGCUUCCAACCUGCUGAAAAGAUACGCGGAGCGGUACUCCACUAUUUUGGACCUACCUUGUGAGAGCGGACUUAUGGCUUACCCCGAACCUGCGCUUUCUGCUAGUGUUAAUGGGCCCAAUGUCAUUAGCGGAGGCCCACCCCUCCUUAAUGGACGGAAACUGGAGAUGGAGCCCUGGCUUGAGAGCGUGUAUCCACCAUUGGGCUGCGUUCCGGAGUUGGUCCCCAAAGCACCGCUGAGCAUAUCGGACAUAUCGGCAAGUGUAUGUAGCUCCCCAGUGGAACCCAGCUUCUCCAGCGGUAGCUGCACUAGUCAAACCAGCGGCCAGGAGUUCAGCAGUGCUCUGUACACUGCCCCCUAUCUGCAGUCUGUGGGAUCUUAUAAUGGGCCUCUUCUCCACCCUGUUGCCUCUCAUCCCAACUUGGUGACAGCCUACAGUGCCAACACUUCGCCCAGCCUACCCACCUAUGGCUACCCAAACGCUGGAUACCCUUCCCAGAGCAGUCUUUCACAAGGCUACAGCCCACCAUCUCCCUCCACAGCCUGCCUCUCUACAAGCAUCGCAUCAACCACACCUCUGCCAGCGUCCAGCAUGAGUGGAUACUCUUACCCAACCCCCAGCCUUGCACCAGUGGCCUCUAGCGCUCCAGAUAAUUCACCCAGUUCCAGCAGCCUCGGCAAGGCUUAUUACCCAGCAGGACAGGGUGAUAUGAGGGCAUUUGAGGAAUUCGGCUUUGGCGGUACCUCGAAUUCAGACAAUCAGUCCACAAACAGUCCCUUGUACAGACCACCAGGAGGCAAUGAAGGGCACAAAGGAAAUGGGUUUGAGCAAUCAACCAAUGCUGCGUCGCUGCCCUUCAAACCAGCCAAUCACAGCGACUCUAUCAGAAGCCUCGAAUCUCUCACGGCAACUAUGGGUGAGCAUGGCAACGGCGCACCCGGACAGUGCUUUGCAGCCACUUCUUGCUCAGCUGCCUCAUCAAAUACAUACUCCCCUGUGUCAUCACACACACACCUCUGCCUCGACACACACACGCCCUGCUGAAUUCCCACUGCCCUCUUCGGAGAACCAGUGGAAAACGUUUGAGCUGUGUGGUCGUGUCCUGGCUGUGAGGAGGCUCACUGGUGCAUCCUGUUGAUCUCCAGUAUGGUGUUCGUGAGCUACACAAGGUUGUUCUGGCUGAACAUAGAAGUGUGCUGGUACUUUUGGGAUGGGCUGUACACUGAGACUCCACAGAAUAAGGUAGAGCUCCUGGAAUAUAGUGACAAGACUGGGAAGUGCUGACCAAGGUGCCAGUGCAUUACUCCUUCUUCUGGACAUUUACAAACUGUUGGCCGGAGCACAAAUAAAUACAAACACACAGACUUGGAGUUGCCAGUUUAAUAGGUAAACUUACAUUCUGCACUCGUUGGUCAUUUUAUUGGACUGUAGUGCAUCUGUUACUACAUUGCUAUACCAUUUAAAAGACAGAAAUUCUCAUUUUGUGCAAUCUUCUAUCAAAAUGUAAUGACUUUAGCUGCCUCUUAACAUUUACUGAAUGGUGUUGUCAAAUGGCAAUAACUUUUUCAGUUUGUUAGCCUGACUUCAGUAUGAAAGUAUUUUCUUUUACAUUGGGAAACAUUAGGCUUUUGAGUUAAACUGUAUACUUUUCAUAUACAUUUUCUGUAGUUUAUAAGUAAUUUUUGACACAUAUCACCUGGCUGUUAAAGGUCUCUAAAGGGGUGUAAUUCACUAUUUAUAUACAACAAAUUCAAAUAUAAUUAAACGUGUAGAAAGUUACUAUUCCUUCCUCCUGAAUAAACCCAGUUUAGAUACUGUGGGUUUUGUUCAAAAUGAAAGUAUAAUUGUUGCCAUAUGGCAACAGCGUACAACAACAGAACAGCAAUAUGCAAAAGCAAUGGGAGUAAAUGAACAUGCAUAGGACACAAUGAACUAUGGAAUUCUCACAGCAUUUUUUACAUUUUAAAUUCAACAUUAAUGCACAUAUGGCUGUUAGAGUCAUGCUUUUUUGUUAUUGGGUAACAAUUAUGGCUGUUUCCUAUGGCACUAUGUUGGUUUGCUUCCAUUGUUGCACGUCAUUGCUAUAUGCCACUGCAGUGUACCAAUGCAAAAUAUUUCAAUAUUUAUUUUUUCUCUUGUUUCUAUUAGUUAGGCCUAAAAACAGUGUUCAUGUGUAUCUUAUUAUUAUUGCAGUAAAGAGUUAAUCAUCUUUUGAUUUCUACUAACUCACUAUUCACAGCUCAGAGAACCUUUUUGAUAUCAUGUUUCCUUCAGAGGUCAAGGCACAGAAAAAAGUCAUGAUUUCUGAUUUAGGGUGACUGCCGAAAAGGUUUUUUUGAGCAAUUGUAUAAAGGAACCACUUUUGGUUUCCUCAUUUGAGUGGUUUCAAAUGAAUUUUUAAAGAAUCAUCCAUCCAAAAGUUCUUUCAAAGGAAACAAUAGUGGUUCUUCUACAGCAUCGAUUCAAAGAACCCUUUUUGGCACCUUUAUUUCUGAGAAUGUUCCCUUUCCAUAGAGGGAGGCUGAAAAAAUGUGCUGCAAAAGAAGAGCUAUUAUCAGUAAUAGUGUGAUCAGUGUGAACCUAAAAGAAUCUACUGUCUAAAAUGGCCAGAAAGUGUAUAAUGGCCUACCAGUGUAGGUUCCUGAUAAACUGGCAACUCAUUGUGUGACAGUGAAAGUCCUAGCUAGAGAACCUCUGAGCUCCUCAUCAAGAAAGAUAAAAGGAUGGACAGACCAGCACCCACAAAUGGUGGAAGCAUAUGGAAUAGUGUGGAAUGGAAGGCAGAUGCAAAGAGACACUGACAAAUGAAGUGAAGGAAUGUAUGGGACUGAUGGAUAUACAUUAUACUGUAGCUGCCAUAGAAGAUGAGAGGCAUGAUAGUAAAUGAUCUGAUGUUUAUCUGUUGCUGUUGUGGGGGACCCUGAACUGUGCAGUUUAGCGUUUUCCUUUUGUUAACACCAGUGGCGUAUCAUGACUAUCAGAGCUAGGACUUAAGUGUGGGCCAUGAAUGUCAAAGUUCUGUCAAAAAUGAGUUAAAAAAAAAAAAAAAAAACCUGUAAGAAAAUGCUAAUUUCUGCUAGCUUCCCUU